Messenger RNA from Dromaius novaehollandiae (emu), 2407 nucleotides. Its product is annotated as deleted in malignant brain tumors 1 protein-like. Bases 479 to 1804 code for a protein of 441 amino acids. Lineage: Eukaryota; Metazoa; Chordata; Aves; Casuariiformes; Dromaiidae. The transcript is spliced from 6 exons. The record is from RefSeq and is a predicted model, not a curated record. Gene Ontology annotation, cellular component: cell surface.
CUCUGCAUGCUGAGAGAAACAGUUUCAAAAUUAGACAGUAGCCAUGUAGUUUAUGAUCCGAGGUGAAAAACAAACCAGAAGUUAUAACCAUUCAAACUCCCUAUAGAAACAUUACUUUCAGGCACUCUGUAGAUGUGAGCUCAUGAUUUACACAGUAUCUUCACAUGUGUAGUCCAAAACGCAUUAACAUUACGAACAAUUCUCACUGAUCGUUACUGAUUUUGUUAAAUAUACCUGAAUAUCUUCUCACACAUAUAUAAUCUAAGCCUGAGAGCUACUGAGAAUAAGUGUAUUUAGUUUUGAUUUGGGUUAUAUAGAAUAUGAUCUGAAGUCAUCAGGAGAUCUGCCUUUUAAUUUCAGUGGCUGUGGACUGGAAUACUCAAGUACAAUUUUGUAAAGGUUAAUAUAUGUAAAUCCUUUUCCAUUUCUUUCUGCAGGAGCGUUUUUUUGUGGUGGCUUAAUUUCAAAUUCCUCUGGGAUGCUGGAGAGUCCAUUCUACCCUGGACAUUAUCCAAGCAAUGCUGAUUGUGUGUGGGAAAUAAACGUAGAGAACAAUUUCCGUGUUGUGCUCACAUUUAGAGAUAUUGUGAUGCAAAGCAGCACGCAAAGAAACAGAUGCCAGCAUGACUACGUUGAAGUCUAUGACGGGCCUCUACAUUCUUCUCCUCUUCUUGGGAAAAUUUGUGCUGGUUCCCUUCGCACGUACACAUCAUCUUCAAACCUGAUGACUGUUCGGUUUCAUAGUGAUUCUAGAUACACAUUUAGAGGGUUUCAGGCCCACUACUCUUCCAUUCCAGCAGAUCACAACACCACCCUCUUGUGCUUGCCGGAUUACAUGCAUGCAGUGGUUAGCAGAGACUAUCUCCAGUCACAAGGCUACUCUGUGCAGAGUGUCACCAUGAGUGAUACUCACUGUAGACCAACAGUCACGUCAUGGGAAGUUAUAUUCAACGUUCCCUACAACGGCUGUGGGACAGUACGACAGGAAAACAAUGAUACGAUCAACUAUUCCAACAUGAUCAAAGCUACCUCUUCUGGUCACAUAAUCAAGAGGAAAAAAGAUCUUCAUUUACACAUCAGUUGCAAAAUGCUCCAGAGCACAUGGAUGCAAGUAAUGUAUGUUGCUGAGGAUAUUGCAGAUGUGAAUGAAAAUCAGUUUGGAAGAUAUGAUGUGAACAUAACAUUUUAUGAUUCAGCAUCGUUCUCGCAGCCAGUGUAUGACUCUCCAUACUACAUUGACUUGAACCAAAAUUUGUUCCUUCAAGCUUCUCUUCACAGCUCUGACAAAGAUCUUAUGUUGUUUGUGGACUCAUGUGUGGCAUCACCAGAUCCUCAUGAUUUUAACACUCUCACCUAUGAUAUAAUCAAGAGUGGAUGUGUUAGAGAUUCCUCCUUUGCCACAUUUUACUCCCCCUACAGCCACCUUGCUCGUUUCAAAUUUAAUGCCUUUGAGUUUAUUAACCGCCACACGUCAGUCUAUUUGAAGUGUGAACUGGACGUGUGUAGGCAAAGAGACUAUUCCUCUCGCUGCUACCAAGGCUGUAUUAGUAGGUCCAAGAGAGACACAAGUUCUGCCCAGGAAACAGUGGAUGUUGUUGUUGGACCAGUUCAACUUCGAGAAGGUGGUGCUGAGAGCAGGAGUGCUGGGCUGGACUCUUCUGCUGCUCCUCUCCAGGCGGUUCGCGCUGCUGCUGACAAUCCACUCAUUGCUGCUGUCGCAGUCCUGGCAGUUGUCGUUUUCAUUCUUGCCGGUUUUCUUUUGAGACCUGCACUGAAGAAACCGCUUUCAUAUAGGAUAGCGUGAAAUCAAAAGUCAGCAUCAUCUGCUACAUGAUUACAGGACAAACCACAAAUUCCCGGCUGCCCAAAUAUUUCAUGGACAACAGGCACAUAAUUGCCGUUUGUAAGAAGCUGUGAUAUCUUUAUCUACAGUAAAUCCUAACCUAUUACCAUGUUUUAAAAUUUGUAAUCCUAACACCUCUUAGACAAUUAUGAAAUAAUUUCAACAUUCAUUUCACAAGCUGUUUGGUGCAAUCAUUUUUCUCCUUUGCAAUUCUCUUCUCAUCCUUCUAGGACCAUUUAUUUAAUACCUCAAAAUUUUGUGAGAUAGAAGAAAAAUAUGCAUAAGGCAUGAAUAAAUAUUUCAAGGUUUAUUAGAAGGGAGAAAAAUUGCAUUUUGGGAGAAGUAAUCAGUCAUGACUGGAAAGGAAUUAUAAAAAGGGAUCUUACCAUGUCAGCUGGAGUUGUGACUACAAAAUAUUUGUAAUUGAAACAAUAAUAGGUCUGUGAUUAUUUAUAAAAUGCAGAAAUUUCCAAGCUAAAGUAAUCUGUUACAUGAGCAAUGUAAUUUAAAAUCAAAGGAAGGAAUAUUUACAAACCAAUAUUUCUAUUCUGUGUUUCAAAUUAA